UCUGCGCGUGGGGGCAUGCCUGAGCAGCCGAUGCGAAGCCCCAAUCCCCUCCACACACUUCUUCUCGCAGAAAUCUUUCUGGCCGCAAGAAGAUGAGGGCGAAAGUUGAGACAAUCCCAAUAAAAGAUCGCUGAAUUUUGCCACACAAUCACACAUGCGCGCACGGGAAAGCAAGAGCCUUUCUUUUUUUUCGAUCGAGCGGCCGAGCCUUUCUAGCGUCCAGACAGCGCGGCUGCCGCAUUUCGAGGCUGGAGUUAUUAAAUAAGAAAGAAAAGGGGCAAGCAAUUUCUUUUCUGUAGCGAGGAGAGGAGAUCGGGGGAGGGAGGCUUUGUCGUCGGCAAUGGAGAUGGCUCUCUGGGCGCACAGCCCGCUCUGCUCCCGGGGUCGGCCGGUGCUCGUCGUCCGGCCGGCCGCCGUCGCCACUGGCCUCGCGCAGUCCAUCAUAAGGUGCAGCAGACUUACAAGAGGCAGGCUUGUCCGAUGCAUGGCAUCAAGUUCAGAUUAUCCUAGGAGGAAUCCAAGGAGAACAUCGACCCCUAAGCCUAAAGGCACUGCUUCUAGAGGGUAUGCCUCAAGACCUACUGCGGAAUCCAGCACGAAGAAGAUAGAACAAAGCAGCACCGAUGAAGGUGAUCUUAGCAGAAGCAAUGGGACACUCCGUGGCGAAGCAACAGAGCAGACAAGUACUGCAGAAGAAUCUUCUGAGGUGGAAUUGCCAGGAAACGUUUCGAGCAGUGCAAAAAAGGAGGAGGUGGAUGCUGAUGAGGAAGUUGGGACCAAAGAAGAGGCUGACCAAAAUCAAUCUUCAGCUUUGUCUUCCACAUCCAUGGAUGAUGAAUCAAUUGACAGAAAACUUGAUGAGUAUCGUGGUAAAAUAAGUGCACUAGUAAGUUCAAAACCUGAACCUUCAUCACUUGCGAGUGUUCGUGGACAAGACCAAUCAGUCGUGGGUGUUCCCAAAGAAAGCCAGUCGUUCUUUGAGGCCAUCGGAGGAUAUCCAGCAAAAGAAACCAUCAUAGUUAGUGGACAGGAUAUCACUGAAGCAGCAGAAGAAAAAGCAACCAGCAAGAAUAUUGAGAGAGAACAAUUUGAUUUGUCAGAAGAUGGGGUGGGGAUUAGUAGUGAUGCAGAGGAAGAGCUUCCGGUUGCUGAAGAUGAAUUGAGGAUAACCAGAGAUCAAGAACAAUAUGAACCAGAUAUGCAAGCACCAGUAGAGGAUGCCGUGGAUCCAGAAGUGCUAGUGAGGAGGCUUGAAAAGCUUGCUGAUGAGAAUUAUUCGAUUGGGAACAAGUGUUUUGUUUUUCCUGAAGUAGUGAAGGCUGAUUCGAUGAUCGAUGUUUACUUAAAUCGUAGCAUGUCAGCCUUAGCUAGUGAGCCUGAUGUUUUUAUAAAAGGAGCAUUCAAUGGAUGGAGAUGGAACCCUUUCACUGAAAAAUUGCAUAAAAGCGAAUUAAGAGGGGAUUGGUGGUGUUGUAAACUCUACAUUCCCAAGCAGGCAUACAGAUUAGACUUUGUAUUCUUUAACAGUGGCACUGUCUAUGAAAACAACAAUUAUAAUGAUUUUUUCCUUGAAAUAGAAAGUGACACAGAUGAACACUCAUUUGAGGACUUCUUGGUUGAAGAAAAGCGAAAGGAACUUGAGAGGCUUGCUGCAGCAGAAGCUGAAAGGAGAAGACAAGCUGAGGAGGAGCGCAGGAGGGAGGAAGAAAGGGCUGCAAUGGAGGCUGACAAGGCACAAGCUAAGUCUGAGAUUGAGAUGAAGAAGAGUAAAUUGCACCAGACAUUGAGUUUGGCCAGCAGAUAUGCUGAUAACAUAUGGUACAUAGAACCAAACACUUAUAGAGGAGGGGACAGGGUUAGAUUGUACUAUAACAGAAGCUCGAGACCUCUAAUGCAUAACACUGAGAUUUGGAUGCAUGGAAGUUACAACAACUGGAUCGAUGGACUCUCAAUUGCUGAAAGACUUGUCAAGUCAUAUGAAAAAGAUGGUGAUUGGUGGUAUGCAGAUGUUACAUUACCCGAAAGGGCAUUGGUUUUGGACUGGGUUUUUGCUGAUGGGCCACCUGGGAAUGCAAGGAAUUAUGAUAACAAUGGACGGCAAGAUUUCCAUGCUAUUGUUCCAAAUAACAUAUCAGAGGACCUUUUUUGGGUGGAAGAAGAACAUAGGAUCUUUAGACGGCUUCAGAAAGAGCGAAGAGAAAGGGAGGAUGCGGAUCGAAUAAAGGCUGAGAGAUCUGCAAAAUUGAAAGCUGAGAUGAAGGAUAAGACUAUGAGGGCGUUUCUGCUCUCACAGAAACACAUCGUGUACACUGAGCCACUUGAAGUACGUGCAGGAACCACUGUGGACGUGCUUUAUAAUCCUUCUAACACAGUGCUGAACGGAAAGCCAGAGGUUUGGUUCAGAUGUUCCUUUAACCGUUGGACUCAUCCAAGCGGUCCCUUACCACCGCAAAAGAUGGUGAAUGCAGAGAAUGGUUCACACUUACGAGCAACAGUCAGGGUUCCCUUGGAUGCUUAUAUGAUGGACUUUGUUUUCUCUGAGUCGGAAGAAGGUGGAAUAUAUGACAAUAGGCAUGGGAUGGACUAUCAUAUUCCUGUGUCUGAUUCUGUUGCAAAGGAACCUCCUAUGCACAUUGUGCACGUUGCAGUAGAAAUGGCUCCUAUUGCAAAGGUUGGAGGUCUUGGCGAUGUUGUUACAAGCCUUUCACGAGCUGUUCAAGAUUUGGGCCACAACGUUGAGAUUAUUCUUCCGAAAUAUGAUUGUUUAAACCUAAGCAUUGUGAAGGAUUUACAUUACCGUCAAAGUUUUGCUUGGGGUGGUACAGAGAUAAAAGUAUGGUUUGGUAAGGUUGAAGACCUUCCUGUUUAUUUCUUGGAACCACAAAAUGGGAUGUUUUGGGUUGGAUGUGUCUAUGGGAAGAAUGAUGAGAGUAGAUUUGGCUUCUUCUGUCAUUCUGCUCUGGAGUUUCUCCUGCAGAGUGGAUCUUCUCCGGAUAUCAUACAUUGUCAUGAUUGGUCAAGUGCUCCAGUUGCUUGGCUAUACAAGGAACAGUAUGCUCUUAAUGGGCUGACAAACGGUCGGGUUGUAUUUACCAUCCACAAUCUUGAGUUUGGAGCACAUCACAUUGGCAAGGCAAUGACACAUUGUGAUAAAGCUACAACUGUUUCUGACACGUAUUCGAGGGAAGUGGCAGGACAUGGAGCUAUUGCCCCUCAGUCCUUCAAAUUCCAUGGCAUUCGAAAUGGAAUUGAUCCCAAUAUUUGGGAUCCAUAUACUGACAAGUUUAUUCCGGUCCAUUAUACAUCCGAGAAUGUUGUCGAGGGCAAGAGUGCUGCAAAAAAGGCAUUGCAGCAGAAGCUUGGAUUACAGCAAACUGAUACUCCUGUUGUUGGAAUCAUCACUCGUCUAACAGUCCAGAAGGGAAUCCACCUUAUCAAACAUGCAAUUUAUCGAACUCUCGAACGCAAUGGACAGGUGGUUUUGCUAGGUUCAGCUCCAGAUCCUCGCAUACAAGGUGACUUUACAGACUUAGCCAGUAAACUGCAUGGUGAAUAUCAUGGUCGGGCGAAGCUUUGUUUAACCUAUGACGAGCCACUGUCGCAUUUGAUAUAUGCUGGUGCGGACUUCAUUCUUGUUCCUUCCCUCUUUGAACCUUGUGGUUUAACUCAGCUUAUUGCUAUGCGAUAUGGAUCCAUCCCAAUUGUUCGAAAAACUGGAGGCCUUUAUGACACCGUAUUCGACGUGGACAAUGAUAAGGAUCGGGCUAAGGCACAAGGCCUUGAACCAAACGGAUUCAGUUUCGAAGGUGCCGACAGGAAUGGUGUGGAUUAUGCUCUCGACAGAGCAAUAACCACAUUUUACGACGCUCGCGAUUGGUUCAACUCCCUUUGCAAGAGGGUAAUGGAGCAAGAUUGGUCAUGGAACAGACCUGCUCUGGACUACAUGGAACUGUAUCAUUCUGCUCGCAAAAACUGAGACCUUAAUGACGGGGAGAACAGAUUUGGUUUUCCCAGGUUUCAAGCAUCAGUGAAUGUCCUUGUCGGUACCCAUUCUUUUGUCAAAAUAGCAAUGGGGAGAAAAGAAUACUGGCUUCUACAUCCCCGCCAUCCGUAACAGCUCACAGCCCUCUGCCCAGCGAUGGCUUGAGUUUACAACAACACUGCACAUUUUGUGGCACGCAAAAGCUCAUUCAGGUGAAAGAACAGUUUUGCAAACAUGUAUCUUUGUCGGGUGCAAAUAUCUUUUACAGUUCGUUAGUCUUUCAGAUGUACAUAUUUUGCAUGUUAAGCUGUAGAUUUUAGAGUCGAUGCUCUCUGUAGUUUCUGAAGACACAACUUCAUACUACCAAAUAGUAUAUGAUGGACUCAAUAACCUGCCUUCUCGUGUUA
Messenger RNA from Phragmites australis (common reed), 4389 nucleotides. Its product is annotated as starch synthase 3, chloroplastic/amyloplastic-like. The transcript has 16 exons. The coding region runs from base 341 to 3976 and encodes 1211 amino acids. The record is from RefSeq and is a predicted model, not a curated record. Gene Ontology annotation, molecular function: starch binding; alpha-1,4-glucan glucosyltransferase (UDP-glucose donor) activity. Lineage: Eukaryota; Viridiplantae; Streptophyta; Magnoliopsida; Poales; Poaceae.